GCAGGCUCUGGCUGGUGUGAGCCCUGGCUGAGGUGGCAGAAGGGAAGCUGGGCCCUCCACAGCAGCACUGCCCUGGUGUACCUGCCUCCUGCCCAGGGCUGUGCUGCCUUGCCAAGAGGACAGGGAAGAAAGUGGUGUACGUCUCCUGGACUGUGCUGCCUCAGAAGGGUGGAUGCCCUGUUGCUUCCUGCUUCAGGGCUGGAGAUGGAGUGGUGCCUGGGACAGUCUUCCUGGGUGGCACAGAGCACUGUGCUCAAGCCCCUUUCUGUGGAUGUGCAGUGUCUGAUGUGAAGAGGAGCUCCCAUGGCAACUAUAGUGAGGCUAAUGCAGGGACAGCAUUAGCCUAGGGAAGCACUGAGGGUCUUUCCUGGGCAGCCGAGAUGAUUGCAGCCACAUGCCAGGAAUGGGUGGCAGAGGGCCUAGGCUGUCUGCCCUACCCUGAGGGCUGGCACACAGCCAGAGUCAAGUGCUGCUCAUCCAGCAGCACAAGGUUGCAUGGUUGCCUGGGCUGCCAAUGUGGGCACAAUGGAGCAGUCUGGAGUGGCACAAGAGUGGUGAAAACCCGGUGGCAGGAGAACAGAAGGCACCUCAAUUGUGACAAGAGCUUGUUCUUCAUGCACUGGCAGCUCACCGUGGUGGGUGAUUAGCAUCAGUGGCAGCCUGGGGCCUGGAGGGAGACAGGUGUGCUGACAGUACAUCUGGCUCAGGGAGAACAGCCCCAGCCUCGGCUCCUCCUUUGUGGUCCUUGGCAGCUGCAGAUUACUUGUGAGAGCUGGGUGGACAUCUACCCUCUGUUGUGCAGCAGCUCUAACUCCUCAAAUCAACUGCUUCAGCCACAGGCUCUCUCUCAAGCUGUGAAAUGAAAUAGUGACUUUUUGCCAUGGCAUCCCCUCUCCCAGCACUGAAGCACCAAGCUUACUGUCCUUGCAGGAUGCCAGGCACCAGGAAACACCCACAGACCACACAGACUUGCUGGGCUGGGUAAUGUGGUGCUGAGCAGAGGCUCCCCAAAGGUGCUCUCAAUUCUGUCCAUGAAUGGCUGUCACUGGGGCUUGUCUGGGAAGAAUCACAAUCUCUACACCAUCAAGUGGAGACAACAGGCCCUAGAAGGGCUCAGCACCCCAUGUCAGUUGCCUCUAGGAGAGCAAACCUUUGGUGGGGAAAAGGCCUCUCUGGGAAGAAAAGAAUGGGGUCACCAACACCCCAAUCUCCUUGAAGGGUUCUCUUGGGUUCAGGGGUGCUGUGGCCCUGACUCCCUUUGCCAGGACCCUGCUGCAGGCCUGAGCAUGGGAAAUUCUCACUGUCUUGGUCCAGAUAUCCUCAGUGCAUUUUCUUGGCUUAUCAGCUCCUUCUCACAGCACCCAGCUCACCAGUGAUGCUGGAGAGCAGCUGCCAGGCAGGCAGACUAGACACAGAACCUUCUACUGGGGUGGCAGCAGCUGUGGGCCAGGAACUGGGCAGAUGUAUGCCAUGCAGGGGGAUCCCUGCUGUCUUCGUCACUGCCCCCUCCUGAGUGGCAGGUUUGCUUUAAAGACCCUGGCUUCCUUUUAUUACUUCCCCUCUCAGAUUGCAGCCGGCUGCAAGGCUAUUUUUAGCAGCCCGCCUUCUAAAAAUAGCUCUGAGCUGUUUGGAGUUGCGUCACAAGAGGUAACUCUCUCCAUGAGUGGCUUGGCCUCUGCACCCCAGGAGGAUACAAAAGGAGGCCAGGAGCAGAGGGGUCAGCAGGUUCAGCCACAGCCAGAAGCGAAGGAGGCAGCAGUUCAGGCCUGCCAGCUUCAGGCAUCGCAGCACCAGCAGUAUGACCAUCUUCUGCAGCCACUGCCACCAGCCCCUGCAGGCAGAGAUGAGCUGCCUGCCCAGGAGGGGCAAGCAGGCGCCCAGGGCCUCAAGGCCAUUCAGGUCAACCAAGAGUGCCUCCAAGGCUCGCCGGGACCAGAUCAAUGCAGAGCUGCAGGCAUUGCGUUCCCUGCUGCCCAUCUCCAUGCAGGAGAAGGAGCGGCUCUCCUACCUCCACACCAUGGCCCUGGUGUGCCUCCGGCUGCGGGGGGCUCAGCUGUUCCCUCCAGGCUCAGCUCCUCCUGCUGAACCGGCCCUCGGCACAGAGCUACUCUCCCUGCUCCCGGGGUUUCUACUUGUGCUGUCAGCCAGUGGAAAGCUGGUCUACAUCUCAGAGAACGUGGCUCAGGUCCUGGGCCUUUCCGUGGUGGAGCUGCUCGCCCAGGGGGACACGGUCUUUGACAUCCUGGAUGGGCAAGCAUGUGAGGAUGUGUACAAGAAGCUCCUCCUCGCCCAGAAGGAGCCUGGCAGGGAAGUCACUUUUGUCAGUGAGAUGUGCACGUCCAAGGCCUUCCGGCUGAAGCACGGAGGGAAUCGGGUCGUGACAGUGUGUGGGCGCUUUGUGGCCCUGAGCUGGCCACCCUCCCCCUCCACCACAGCCUUCCUGGCACUCUGCUCACCGGUCAUGCAGUCGCCUGCAGAUGGCGAAGGUGGUUCCCAGGAUGACAUAUUCCAGAGCACGCACAUCCUAGACAUGACGUUUAUUGAUGUCACGGAGAGUGUCACCUACCACCUUGGCUACCGCAGGGAGGAGCUAGUCGGUCAGUCCUGGUACAGCCUCCUGCACCCUGAGGAUGCUGAUCUGGCAGCUGCCCAGCACAGGGCCGUGGCGCUCGGGGCCGGCGCCGGGCCCGCCUCGGGGACCGCGGUGCUGCGGGUGCUGCGCCGGGACCGCGGUGCUGCGGGUGCUGCGCCGGGACCGCGCCUGGGCCUGGCUGCGAGUGUGGGCGAGGCGGGACGGCGGGGGCCGCUGCAUCUCCUGCACCUGCACCUGCCUCAGGUGAGGGGGCUCCGGGGGGGGUGGCGGGGACCGCCGCAUCACCUGCCGCCCCUGACCCCUUGUCCCCGCAGGGAGGAGGAGGCGGCCCACCUGCGCUCCCGGCAGCCCCGCGCCGCCGCCCCGCCGGCGGGCCCGGAGCUCAGCCGUCUCGCCGCGCAGCUCCGCGCCCUCGCCGACCGCCUCUCGCCGACCGCCUCUGCCCCGCCCGCGCCAAGACCCCCGCCCCUUCCCGAGGAAGGCGAUGCCGAUUCCUCUGACUGUCUUGGGAACUCUCUACUGAACCCUCCCCAGUUCCUCCCCUCUCCUUUUAACUGGGGAGCGGUGAGAAAAUUGGAUGCAACAUUCCAAGUGUGCCCUCACAGGUCUCAAGUCUACAGAGACACUGACAUCCCUUGGUGUGCUGACUGUAUCUCUCCUAAUGCAGGCCACUGUAUGUAACUCCAUCUCCGUUCAGACAGUCACUGCUAAGACCUUCGCAAUUCAAGGCGAUGGCAAACCCUCAUUUUACACAGUUGGUGUUCGUGUUAGAAACCUUGGUCAGGCUGUGAUACAAUCCAGCAUCAAGAUGACUCAGUUCGGCAGUGCAGAGGGAUCUCGAUCUUGCACUUCACCAUUUAUUGACGAAUUAGCUGGAUAUCACCAGAGUGCGUACGUGACCUGUUCCUCACAAAGGAACGAUUUUUGCUUAAAAAUGACGCCAAUAAAACCCGCUCCCCCACGUG
Messenger RNA from Pseudopipra pipra, 3558 nucleotides. Its product is annotated as neuronal PAS domain-containing protein 4-like. The record is from RefSeq and is a predicted model, not a curated record. The transcript is spliced from 7 exons. NCBI's taxonomy places the organism in Eukaryota, Metazoa, Chordata, Aves, Passeriformes, Pipridae. Bases 1799 to 3274 code for a protein of 491 amino acids. Gene Ontology annotation, molecular function: protein dimerization activity; DNA-binding transcription factor activity, RNA polymerase II-specific; RNA polymerase II transcription regulatory region sequence-specific DNA binding. Gene Ontology annotation, biological process: regulation of transcription by RNA polymerase II.